Messenger RNA from Scomber scombrus (Atlantic mackerel), 2736 nucleotides. RefSeq lists its product as uncharacterized. The record is from RefSeq and is a predicted model, not a curated record. The transcript is spliced from 5 exons. Gene Ontology annotation, cellular component: NURF complex; MLL1 complex. Bases 284 to 817 code for a protein of 177 amino acids. NCBI's taxonomy places the organism in Eukaryota, Metazoa, Chordata, Actinopteri, Scombriformes, Scombridae.
UCAUUUAUUGUUUUCGGUGUAUGAACUGACCUGUCUACUUCUAGCAGUAAUGUAAUUCAUUGGAGCUAAAGCGUUCAUAGCACUGUCCCCCGGUCUGUUUACAUGUUGGACUUUUUCAGACGUCGAUAAUAAGAGCAGAGGAACAGCAGCACAGGUCCUUGUCACACCAAAUGUUUAAUAGCUACACUGUUAGCAUCUUAGCAGCUGCUACGUCCACUUCACAGCAUCAUUGAUUCCCACUAACUGACUGUGUUCAGUCUAUGGUGCUACACAGAGCUGCACCAUGACCUCAGCUUCCACUAAAGUUGGGGAAAUCUUCUCUGCAGCUGGAGCCGCCUUCACCAAACUAGGAGAGCUCACCAUGCAGCUUCAUCCAGUGGCUGACUCCAGUCCUUCAGGUUCCCAUCUUCCCUCCAGCGGUCAGGUGAAGAGCACGGUGAAGAGGAAGCUGUAUGAAGACGGUGCACUUCCAGCUUCCUCAGACGCACCCAAAAAGGUCGUCAAGAAAGCGGUGGCCGCUGUCUCCAUGGCAACACAGGGCACUCCAACCAUCAUCUCGGUUCCCACAGCACAGGUUGUUGUGGCAUCGGGACUCCAGGGUCCAGCCGCCAACCGUCCCCCAAUGAAGAAACAGAAGACUGCAGAUGUGACGCUCAGUGCUUUGAAUGACUCUGAUGUGAACAGUGAUCUAGUGGACAUUGAGGGACUGGGUGAAGGAUCCAACUCCAAAAAACUCAACAACUUUGAUCAAGAUAACCUGAACCUGGACUCCAGUCUCAUCAUGAAUCCCGGUGACCUUCCUCUGCUGUCUCGCUGACAGCUUCAUGUGGAUUUCAUAGAAAAGAUGAACAAAACUAUGAAAAUAAGAGUUUUUUAAUGAACUGGACAUAACAGCAGUGGAUGUUGUGUUGGAUCAUACACUGCUAUCCAACUUUCCUUUUUAGUUUUACUGUCAGAUAUUUUUGUUUGACUGUAUGUCCUCCUGUUAAUUGAUUUUGCUUUGUAGGAACAUCCAGGAAAUUCUAAAUAUAAAAGACAAUCUUCAGCCUGUGAGGAAGCUGUUCUACUAUUCAUACUUCCUGUGGUUCUUUAAAGAGAAGCCAGCAGAACAGAAGCAUUUACAACACCUGCAUCAAUGAGAACAAACAGUCCUGCUUCGCUUUAUUUUUUUGCCUGCUUAUCCAGAUGUGUUUCUAGAAGAUGGCUGUUUAGGAUAAUAAAGCAAAUAUUUAUCUUAACUAGUUUAUAAUAUUUAAUGUUCAGUUCAGUAAAUGAUCAUAUUAGCAGAUGUGAACAUAAUUGUCAGUGUGGGGGAUUAGUUAGAAGUAGAACAAAAACAUGUUGGAUAUGUGUAUUAGUGAUUGGUUCCAAUAUAUUUUCAAUGUGAAUUGUCUAAAUGCCUUCAUCUUUAUUUGCCAGCAGAAUUGUGUUAGAGGUCAUAAGAACACAUUACAGACACACUUCAUAAUAAUAAUGAUGAUAAUGUGGCUGGUAUUUUCAAAUAUCAUUUUCUCAUUGUCUUUGUCUUACAGAUGUGUAGCAUUAACACAAACACAUAUUUUAUCCAGAGAUAUGAAAAUGGCAGAAACAUACGAGUAGAUACUAGGUGUGGAUGUCAGUUAUCUUAACCCUACACGGUUUUUCUCUAGCUUUUAACCACAUCAUGAAGUCUUCAUUAGUGUCUAGAGAUGGAAUCAUCUGCUGAUAAAAACUGAAAUGUUCUAAAUGAAAGCAUGUUAAAAGAAAAUAAUGUGGGAAAUAUUCUCCUCCACUGUCUUUCUGAGAGUUUUAUGAGAAGAUCUAGAUCAAUCUAAUGUCCAAAGUUUUUAAAAAAAAUACCCCCACCAACACCUCACACUGAAAUAUCUUAAAUAUUAACAUUACUACUUUCUCAGCUUCUGUACUUCAGGAAUAAUCAUGAUAUGAUGUCUGACAGAUCACAUUCAUUCAAAUAAUACACAUAAAUAUUACUGGUAAAUGUAUCAUGACAUCAGUUUGUGAAAGAUUUGUAAGAUCAUUCUGUCUCUUGUGUUUCUUAUAGAUGUCAUAUAACAAUAACACAUUUAUAGCAGACUUGCAUAAUUAAGGCAGGUAGAAUGUAAACAGACCUUAGUUAUUGUUUGUUAGUAUUUAACAUCAUACAUAUUUGACAUGACUGCAGAGCAUUUUCCAAAGCAUGCUGUACUGUUUUCUAUUUGUUAAUGUGAUUUUCAACAAUUGAAGCGACCACCGGCUUCCAUUUAUUUCAGUCAGUGUGAAGCUGAAGUUUGGUGGUCUGUCAUCAUCGUGUUAUUGUGAGAAAGUGAUGCAUUCAGAGUUAUAGACCAGACUAACUAUUUAGAACCACACGGUAAAGAGUUGGUAAAUAUGCUAAAAAUCAUGACAAGUGAGCAAAUUCCAUCUGCUGAUGAAGACCUUAUGAUGUGAUUGAAAGCACUGGUAAAGCUAGAUGCAGAUCUUCAUUUUUAAAAAAUCAAAACAGCAUCUAAGCUCCAAUGCUUCAAGAUUUUUAGUAAAAUAUUAAUUUUUUAAUUUAAAUUUGAAUUUAUAGACAUUGGUAUUUAUCUCCCAGCCCAUCAUUGUGAUCAUUAGUGCAGACAUCAUGCUCACUGUGAUAACAGCACCCAGGAAUUCAUUUCAGUGGAAAAUGGAUGUUAGGAAUGUGUAGUAAAGGUUAUUAGUUUUAAAUUGUAUAAAACAUGAACAUGUAGUGUUCCAUGUUGAAGUGGACCAUCC